GAUGUAGACAAACUGCAACUACAUAGUAAAUAAACAAAGUUCAUGCAUGAAUAUAUUUAUUGCCAAAAUGAAAAGAACAGUUAAAUAACAGAUACCUGUCUGUUAUAAUUAUUCUUCAAAUGUAAAUUAAUGAGAAGUAAAAAAUCAACUUGUACAAGAUGUCUACCAAAGGCUCUGCAGCAUCAAAACUACAGACAGCAUCUUUAAAAGCCACAAAGAUGUCUGUCUUUAAUAUAGCCAAUCGACUGAAGAAAAAAAGGGAUGGAACUCCAGAUAAAUCAACCACGCCCACACAAGAUUCAGAUGACAGAUUGACACCAGCUAAAAAUGUCAUCUGGAAUGAAGAAAUUGAGAAACUCCAGAUUAAACAGGAUGAGCUUAUCAAGUUGCGACCACCACACCCUCCACCAGAGGAGAGAAAAAUGGUGACCAGAAAAGUUCCUGUGAAAAAAGUGAAAAUAGUUCCAGAGGAAGCUAAACCUGCUACUCCGCCCAAGCCAAAAUCUCCCAGUGGACAUAACAGACCCAUCAGCCCUGCUGAUUACCUAGGGUAUGCAGGCCCUCGUUAUGAUGAAAAAGGUAACGUCAUCAAUCACAGCCUUUUGGGGACGUAUGAAGAAUAUCAUCGCGAGGCAGUCAGAAGGGGAGAUUUACUUGAUAUAAUGCCUGUUCCAAAAGAAACAGACAGAAGACUGGAUACACCAUCUGUCAAGUAUGAAAAGAAGAAAAAAACUGUAAAGCUGACUCAUGAUGAAAACAAUGCCAUCAAUAAUUGGAACCAGAAAAUGAACGAAAGAAAACUACAACAGAUUCACAUCUCAAAGCUGCUCCAGAAACCAGUAGAAGAUUUGGCCAUGAACCAGGCAGACAACUACAGGGCCAUUCAAGAGCAGAGGUACCUCAUAGACAGGACCCUCCCUAAGGUGGAUUAUGGCAAAGGAUAUCGAAUUGGAAGUGAAUUCUGGAAUCAACAAAGACUGUUGGGUGAUGAAAAUAAUGGCAUUCACAUGUCUUUAACUCAAGCUCAAAGAGGCUACCCACCCCCAGUGGAACAUGUGGGUCUAUCACAGCUAGGGAAGGCAGAGAAAGGUUGUGAGUGGCUUGGAAAGAAAAAUUCCCAUGUGAACUAUCCCUGGCACAAGUCAGAGUUUCUCAACCAGAGACUCCAGCAGUUGCAGCCUUACAUCCAGGAGCUUGACCCUUGGAAACCUGAGUUUGAAUACCUGCAAAUAGUGGGCAGCAACAAGCCGUAUGAAAAGUCUAUGGAGGAAGAGAAGUCUGAACAAGACUCCAGUGAAACUGACACAUUUUUAGAAAGCUCAAAGCAAGAAACAGAAGGAGACAGUGAUAAAAAUCAGGAAAGUAUGGAAGAUAACUCUUCUGGUCAAGAUGAAAGUUUGCAAACAGUUUUUGGCCCUUCUCUUUUGUUUGCUGGUCAGCCUGCAAGGUGGAUUGGAGACAGUAGCUCAUUGAAGAAUAAAACAGCCAUUGAAGCCAGGGUAACCUUUGAAGGCUUCACAUGUGACAGGGUGACUUCCCUUCUGGAGCUCCACAAUAAUGGAACCACUGUCAUUUACUAUGACUGGAAGAAAGUAGGGAAAGAGAACCCAUUUGCUUUUGUUCAAAAUGAAGUUCAAAGGUUUUACUUCAACACUGCUUCAGGUGUAAUAUUACCUGGGGAAUCUUUUAAAUUCCCAUUUGUUUUCAAGUCGCCUACUCCAGGGGUUUAUACAGAACAAUGGAAAUUUGAAACUCGUCCAUCUUUAUGUGGAGGGGCAGCAUUGUUGGUUACCCUACGUGGUGUUGCUAUACAAGAAGACAAGUAUAAGGAGCAAAGGGAAAAAUUAGAAAAAGAAUUGCUUGAAAGACAAGCCAAUGAGGCAGUCAAGCGUAUCCUGUAUGAGUUAGUGAAUGGCAUCAGAACUCCAGAAAGGUCACGGUCUCCUGUUGAUGCCUACAUUACUGAGGAGGAAAUAUUCAGCCGCAACAACCCAGCAUUGCAAUACUCUCACGAGCUUGUUUCACAACUGAAAGAUAUUUAUAGCCAGCUGUUUGAUGAAGAGCUCCGUGCUGAAAAUGUUUGGAGUUUAAGCAUAGCAGAUCUACAAGAGAGUGUUAUGGAAUUAGAGGAUGAUGAGAAAAGAGAGAAUUUAUUGCAGCAGAUGAACUUAAUCGUUGGAAAAUUAACUUACAUUCCAGCAAAGCCGCUCCCUCAACAGACCUACGGCAUAGGAUAUCGGAUUCUCCAGGAAGCUAUAGAUAAAAUAGUUAAAGAGUCUUCACAUUUGAGACAAACCCUGGGACUCCCAGGUAGAGAGGAUGACACAGGCAAAGAUGGAAUUCAAACACCAAGUGGAGCUAAUCCAGAUCAUUUACAUGAAGAUAAUAAUCCACCUCCACCACCUGCUGAUGAUGGUCGUAAAAAGGGUUCUAGCAAGGCCUCACAAGGUAAAGCAGCAGGAAAAGAUGUGAAAACUUCUAAAACACCUACUGGGAAAACUGACCCUAAAGGUAAAACCCCACCAUCACCUGCACCACCUGGAAAGAAAGCUCAAACACCUGUUAAAGUAACCCCACCAGCACAAGCCCCACCUCAGACACCUCAAGCAGUACCGGGGACGCCCCCUGGUGGAAACCUUGACCCCAUUCCUGCCAAUGGAACACCUGCUGUUGCAGAGUUAUCUCCAGUAGAGAAACUGUAUAAAGAAAUUUUUGCUUCCCAGGUUUACAACAUACUAGGAGAUACGCUAGACAGGAUGGAUGUGAUGUUGAAAGCUUUUAGAGAAGUCAACCAGGAAGAGCUUGAGUCCUACAGUAAACACCUCUAUGCCCACUAAACACAAAACUUACUGAGGCUAUCAAGAUUUUUAUGAAGUUACUGUAUACAAGAUUUAUAAAAACUUUUUUUUUUCAGUUGGUGUAAAUUACCUAUUGUAAGACAAAUAUUAAAUGCAUAGGUUUUAGUUUUUGAAAGACAUUUUAUCAGUGACAUUGAAUGUAAUUUU
Physella acuta is the source of this 3005-nucleotide messenger RNA. Its product is annotated as MYCBP-associated protein. The record is from RefSeq and is a predicted model, not a curated record. Lineage: Eukaryota; Metazoa; Mollusca; Gastropoda; Physidae.